AUGAUGCCACAGAACCAAACAGACAUCUCCAAAUUCCUACUUCUGGGCUUCUCUGAGGAUCCAAAACUGCAACCAGUGCUUUUUGGGCUCUUCCUGUCCAUGUACCUGAUCACUGUGGCUGGCAACCUGCUCAUCAUCCUGGCUGUCACCUCUCACUCCGCCCUCCACACUCCCAUGUACUUUUUCCUCUCCAGUCUGUCUGUGACUGACAUUGGUUUCAUCUCCAUCACGGUCCCAAAGAUAUUGGUGAACAUUCAGACACAGAGCAACUCCAUCACCUAUGUGGGCUGCCUGGUACAAGUGUCCUCUAUCUAUUUCUUUGGAUGCCUGGAUAGUAUGUUCCUCGCUGUGAUGGCAUAUGACAGGUUUGUGGCCAUCUGUUAUCCUCUCCACUAUACGGUAAUCAUGAACCCCCACCGCUGUGGUUUGCUAGUGUUGGUAACUUUUGUCAUGAGCCUUCUGAACUCCCUGCUGAACUUUUCAAUGUUUUCACAACUUAGCUUCUGCAGAGAUGUGAAGAUACUUCGUUUCUUCUGUGAUCCUCCUCAACUUAUUAACCUCGCCUGUUCUGAUACCUCCAUCAAUGCCAUACUCGUAUAUAGUAGUGGUGCUCUCUUUGGUGGUGUUCCGGUCUCAGGCAUCCUUUUAUCUUAUGCUCGAAUUGUCUCCUCCAUUUUGAAAGUCUCCUCUUCCAGUGGGAAAUGCAAAGCCUUUUCCACAUGUGGCUCUCACCUGUCAAUAGUUUGUUUAUUUUAUGGAACAGGCCUUGGAGAAUACUUCGGCUCAAAUGUCUCAUCUUCUGCCAGGAAGGAUGUGAUGGCCUCAGUGAUGUACACCAUGGUCACUCCCUUGCUGAACCCUUUCAUCUACAGCCUGAGGAACAGAGACAUGAAGAGGGCUUUGGGAAUUCUGUUCAGCAGAGCAGCCAAAUCUUAA
Molecule: messenger RNA, 936 nt
Organism: Elephantulus edwardii (Cape elephant shrew)
Lineage: Eukaryota; Metazoa; Chordata; Mammalia; Macroscelidea; Macroscelididae
Product: olfactory receptor 7E24-like
Exons: 1
Coding region: 1-936 (311 amino acids)
Biological process (GO): G protein-coupled receptor signaling pathway
Cellular component (GO): membrane
Molecular function (GO): G protein-coupled receptor activity; olfactory receptor activity
Source: RefSeq, a predicted model, not a curated record